AUGUCUACCAACACCACCAACAACGGCUACUACCCUAUCACCGGGAUUAAGGACGGACACGGGCCAUUGCCUGGCCAAGUCCCCCUUCGUCUUGAGGUGGACGAGCUGGUUACCAACCCAAAAUAUGCUCUCCAGCUCGACCUCCUCUACCAGGCUAUGAAGAUUUUCCAGGAGAUGCCUUACAGCGACAAGUUGUCGUACUUCCAGGUUGCUGGUAUUCACGGGUUACCCCACAUCCCUUGGGACUCCCCGGAGGCGGGUCUCUACCGCAGACAAUACUGUGAACACGGUACUCCGCUUUUUGCCACUUGGCACCGCCCCUACAUGGCUUUGGUCGAGCAACGUCUCUAUGAAAUCAUGAUUGGGACAGUGAUCCCCAAAUACCCGGCCGAGUAUCAAGAAGUUCUCAAAGAGCAGGCGGCGCAAUUCCGCCUUCCUUACUGGGAUUGGGCCGUCAAGAAGAAACGCCAGGACAAGGAUGGCAAAGAGGUCAUGAUUUACGACGUUCCUCUUAUCGUCCAAGCGCCGGAGGUGGAGGUGUCCAGCCCGAUGACCCCUCACAGUGGUCCGAUUGUCAUUAUCGACAAUCCAUUCUACACCUUCAAGGCGAAGGGCGAAAUGGGAGAAUAUGGUAUCGUGCCGCAGGAAGUCGACGAUAAGCCGUAUACGGCGACCCCGACGGAUCGGGCUCAGGCUACCAGUCGAUGGCCCGGUAAUCCCAGUAAGAACGAGGCGGACUUGGAAAAUUUCCUUGGUCCUUUUGGUUGGCAAAACAACGAUUUGGUCGGACAGGCUAUCGGAAACCACAACUGGUCGAAGCCGAAAAAAUUCAAAGUAUUCCCCGACCCUCCUACAGUUCCCGAAGCAGUCCAUCGGCUCCUCAGUGAGGAUUACUUCAAUACCUACACUAGGUUCGUGACAACCCAGAGGCCUAUGGAAAAUGAGGACCCGAAACUUUGGCUGUCUCUGGAGGGUAUUCACAAGAAUAUCGACCGUAUCUUGAGCAUCUGGCAGACGCUGCACGAAGAUAAGUGGUUCGAAGAAGAGCCCGUCCACGACAAGGAUGGCAAGAUAAUCCGCUACGUCCACCCCACGGACCCAUUGCAACCAUUCCGCCGCGACGAGGAAGGUCACAUCUAUGAUUCCAACGCUUCUCGAAACCACCUCGACUUUGGGUACACUUACCCCGAACUCCAACGAUGGAAGUACGAUAAUGAUCAGGACUACAAGGCCAGCAUCAUCGCGGCUGUCGACCGCCUUUACCAACCCGAUCCAGAGACGUUUGUUGCUCUGGCCAACGAAGAUGUAAUCAUCAACGUCGCCUUCGAGAAGUUCGCUCUGCGCGGUCUUCCUUUCGUUGUGAACGUCCUCCUUCAAGGAAAGGUCAUUGGUAGCGUCGUCAAUUUCUCGUCCAAGCUCGACGCCAAGACUCAAGGAGAGGGCGGUUGUGAGAACUGUCACCAGCAGCAGCAAUCCGGCUAUAUGGUUGCAGGCCAAGUCUUCGCCACGCGUGCGCUGGCUUCCAUCGUCCGUGACACCGAAAAUAAGGAGCUGGACGCGCUGAGUCGGGAGGAAAUUGCUGACUAUCUCAAGAAGCACCUCGACUACGAGGUUGUUAAGUACUCCGGUAACAUUGUCCCCAAGGAACAAAUGCCGUCUCUCGAAGUUUUCCCUAUCGUUGGCCGACGCAAGGUCAAGCGGGUCCCGAAGAAGGGAGAAAUACAAGGUGCCAUCUUGAAAGAUGGAAUCACCGCGCUCCCUGGAAUCGGCCCCGAGAAGGUCGCCUGGCUCGAGGCGGAGUGGAAUACCGACGGCACUAUUUCCGUCCGUGACCCCGAAGCCAACUCGGCCAGCGACUGGAAGAUCAAACCAGUUGGUUGGGAGGCGUAUGUGCGCCUGUUCCCCGUGGAAGAGUGA
Coprinopsis cinerea okayama7#130 is the source of this 1917-nucleotide messenger RNA. Its product is annotated as tyrosinase. The record is from RefSeq and is a predicted model, not a curated record. Gene Ontology annotation, molecular function: oxidoreductase activity. NCBI's taxonomy places the organism in Eukaryota, Fungi, Basidiomycota, Agaricomycetes, Agaricales, Psathyrellaceae. The transcript is spliced from 7 exons. The coding region runs from base 1 to 1917 and encodes 638 amino acids.